This is a messenger RNA of Mercenaria mercenaria, 1776 nucleotides long. RefSeq lists its product as uncharacterized. The transcript is spliced from 5 exons. Gene Ontology annotation, cellular component: chromosome, centromeric region; chromatin; nucleus. Gene Ontology annotation, biological process: chromosome segregation; CENP-A containing chromatin assembly. The coding region runs from base 80 to 1402 and encodes 440 amino acids. The record is from RefSeq and is a predicted model, not a curated record. Lineage: Eukaryota; Metazoa; Mollusca; Bivalvia; Venerida; Veneridae.
AAUAAGCCAGCUCUGUAGUCAUUUCCCGCAAUAUUUAUUUCGGCAAAACGUCCGUAAAAAGUUAAAUAUUAACAAAAUUAUGGAAAUGAAAGACGAUUCCGGUGUGUCAGUACAUGCCCCGAAACAAGAUGAAGCAGAUUCAUCAGUGGUCGCAAGCUCAAAUCCUGUUGUUUUUCAGUGUUCUCAGUGUGAUGCUAUUGUAGGUGAUUCCACAUCUUGGGUAUCUGCAAACAAGAUAAUGAGAACCAUAACUUUAGGAAGAAUUACCAGUAAAGUUGGUGUGAAAUCAGCUAUUGAAGUAUCACAGAGUGGCAUUGAUAAAGGGAGUACAUUCUUGCCCAUAUACUGUAUUAACUGUAACGAGGUGUUAGGGAAACAAUACCUGGCGUCCCCUCCAGAACUCGACUACAUCCGGGGCAGUUUCACUCUUCAUGUGGAGAAAUUAAACAGUUACGAGGUUGGCAGUGCCGAGGCAAGAGGUAACUCUGAUCUAGCAGACAUGGUCAAUGUACCAUCACCAGGUUACUUGAUGGCGAGAAUGAACAAGAUGCAAUUUCUGAUUGUUUCCAUGAAUGACAGAAUCAAGAAUCUAGAAGCUUGCCUUGCUAAUGGAGAAUCUACUGUUCAGCAUUUGGACAAUACAAACAGACAGCAGUUUACACAUGGAGAAACAGAGAGUGUCUCCUCCACUGAUAAUUUCUCCACAAGGCCUCGCACAGAUUCUUUUGGUUCUGCAGUUACAGACAUGGAUAGUCUACAAGAGGAGAAUAUUGGUGGUGGUAGGCAAGAGAGGUUUCCAUCUCGGCAAAUAAAUGAUGAAAAUUUUGAAAGAACCCUUGAACAACAAACAAGAAAAAUUGAUAGAAAUAAUGACUUGCUCCCUAAAGAAAGAUUGACAAGAAGAGGUGUUAGGUCAGAUGCCGGUAGUAUUCGGCAGUUUAAUCAAAGAUCAGGGCAGAAAGAACCUUGUACUAACACAAUGACUGAUGGAAACCAGCGUGGAAUAUAUAAAGAUGUAGACAUUGAAGACAAUGAAAAUGAGCAAAGAAAUGAACAAAGAAAUAUUGGUAAGAGAGGGAGAACAGCAAGGCCGGAGACAGAUGGAAAGAAAGUUGGGAAUGAAAGGUCAGGUGAACAGUCAGCAACAGCUUUGCAAGGCAUAAUAACCAAAGCUCUACAAAGUCAAAAUAAAGACUCACCUAGACCAGGGAGGAGUAAUGUAAACCAGCAAGGAAGAAAUGCUAAUCAUGAGGGGAAUGAUGGAUUUACAUCACCUAAUGAAAAAGUCGGUAGAAGAUCGUUGUCUAGAAAUCGACCAGUGAUGGAAACUUGGCCUUCACCUGGGAUAGAAAGAAGAGAGAGUAAGAAAAGGAAAAUGUUUGAUCCAAAUGACAGUCAGUAACUUUAGUUUAUAUCUCCAUAUAAACAUCAUACUAUAAAAGGAUAUAUUUGUAUGUUUUGUAAUGAUUUGAAAUAUACUUAAAAACACUCAAGCACUUGUUUAAGUUACAUAUAUGGGAACAUGUUGAAGCUGAAUGUAUUUUCUUCUUUGAUAAGAAGGAUUCUAACAGAUAUAGUUUUGUUUGAGUUAAGAUUGUUUUACAGAAUUUUGAAUUUUUCCGUUAAAGAAUCACAAUCUUCUAAAUUUGCUGCCAUUGCUUGUAGGAUUUCGUCAAGACUAUUGCAAGAGAUAUUACGUGCAUACUACAAGUAUACUGUGGAAUCUGUCUAAUCCGAACAUGCUCAGACCAGAAAAAAUGUUUCUAUUUGUGAACA